AAUCGUUUUUGCCAUGUUACGCCCACUACUCAACCUAGACUUGCACCCACUGGACAUGUCAGCUGUCAACCUUUCGUCUGGCUAGUCUUGAGGGACUCCGUCCGACAUUGCUGCCAUUCCUGUUGCGAAUGGCAGUCGUGCCAGCGCAGAGGUGAAGCAGUCUUCACAGUCACAUGAUUAGGCUACAUCAGGACUAGAACUAUUUGCCGGGUGGAGCGAAGCUAAAGUCGCUUGCCAAAGAGCCACUCAACAUUGCAACUCGGCUGGGCUGUUUUGGCAGUGUAGUGGGCAAUCUUACUGCGAUAGCCCAUCCACCAGGUUCAACCGGGAGGUUCAGAAACAAGACAGAGGAAGAAAUCACUUUCCCCUAUUGUUUUUUUUUUCAAAGUCAGUCAUCAUCCGGAUUAAAACCGUUUUUAUCAAGAAGUCGUCAAAGCGUGGCUCAGGAUGUCUGGAGGCAUUUUCCCUGCCAGCGAUGAGAGACUGUGGGAGCCGGAGUAUGUGAGCUGCCAUCCCCUGGUGUGUCUGCUGUGCCAUGGGCAGUACCAGCAGCCCUGUCUCCUCGACUGCUACCACAUCUUCUGCGCCAGCUGCUUGCGUGGCAGAGCCCGCGACAACCGCCUCAGCUGCCCCCUCUGUGGCUAUCCCACAGUGUUGAAGGGGGUGAAUGCUCUUCCUCCUGAGGACCGUCUGCUGAAGUUCCUGGUAGACAGCUCCUCCGACAGCCUGGAGACUGUGCAGUGUGCCAACUGUGACAUGGAGAGCAGGAUACAGGAUGCUGGUGCCAUGUUCUACUGCAACACCUGCAGUCAGCCCCUGUGUGCCGAGUGCAAGGAGAGCACCCACAAGGCCAAGAUGUUCUCCCAGCACGAGAUCGUCUCCCUGGCCAAGCGCGCCAAGCAAGGCCACCGCAAGUGCAGUCUCCAUGAUGAACAUUACAUCAUGUUCUCCACCGAGAAGAAGUCCAUGCUGUGCAUCAACUGCUUCAGAGAUAUGCAAGUGGAGAGCCGGACCCACUGCAUUGACAUUGAGACGGCCUACGCCCAAGGCUGCGAGAUACUGGACCAGGCUGUGAUGGCCGUGAAGGAGCUGCAGACGUCAGCGCGAGAGUCCAUCGUGCUGCUGAAGGCCAUGAUAGGGGAGGUGCGCAGCAACGUGGAGGAGGAGGAGAGCGCCAUCUGCUGCCUCUUCAAGAACAUGCAGGAGAAGCUGGCAGAAAGAAAGGAGAUCCUACUGCGAGCCGCCCACAGCCAACAUGAGGAGAAGGACAGAGCGAUGAAGGAGCAACUCUCCCACCUGGCUGCAUUCCUCCCCACACUUCAGGUUCAUUUGGUUGCCUGCUCAGCUUUCCUCAGCUCGGCCAACAAGUUUGAGUUCCUGGAUAUGGGAUACCAGCUGAUGGAGCGUCUGCGUAGGAUAGUGAAGCUGCCGCACAAGCUGAGGCCAUCGCAGAGCAGCAAGAUCAACACUGACUUCCAUGCUGAGUUUGCGCGCUGCCUGGAGGCCCUGCUGCCCCUGGGCCACCGCCGGCCCCCAUCCAUCACCGCCGCCGCCAACAUCAGCGCCUGGCUCCAGUCCCCCAUGUCCAUGUCGUGCGGCUCCCCAUCCCUCAGCGACAUGCCUCUGGGCACCUCCGGGGGGCGCCGUCCCACCUUGCACCGCUACAUCAGCACCAAGGUCCUGUUGGCCGAGGGCGGAGACACGCCUUUUGCCGAGCACUGCCGCAACUACGAGAACAGUUACAGGUGCCUGCAGACAGACAUCCAGAAGCUGAAGGACCAGGUGCAGGCCAUGCACCGCGACCUGACCAAGCACCACUCCCUCAUCAACACCGACAACAUCGAGCAGAUCCUGAAGCGCUCGCUCCACAUAGACGGAGAGAUCACCUCCCAGUACUCCUCAGUCCAGACCAACAGAGCACUGUUUGAAGAGAUAUGGGAGGAGACCUUUCAGCGAGUCACGAACGAACAGGAGAUUUACGAAGCCCAACUGCACGACCUGAUGCAACUGAAACAGGAGAACACCUAUCUGACCACCAUCGCCCGGCAGAUCGGCCCCUACAUUCUGUCCAUCGCCAAGGUCAAGGAACGGCUGGAGCCCAGGUACCAGGAAGCCAAAGACCUUGAGGAUGAUCGAACGGAGACAAUGCUGAAGAUUUAUGAGGAUGGCACAGGCGGCUCAGAGUCACAGAGACACAGUGACAUUGACAGCCAGCAAAGUGACUACAAAUGGGAGAAAAACAGCGAAACGUGCCCCCUCAUCCUGGCGCCGGAGAAAUCUACAAGCGGUGAUUACAACUGGCCGAGCAAACCGAGGAGCCAGGAGACCACAAAUCAGAUGGAAAUCCAACUUUAGAAUACUAUAGGAAGUGGGAUCGAAGGACAGCCUAUAUGUAGCCAGAAGACACAGUCUGUGUGCGCUAGACCAUUAACCUCAUAAUGCACAUCGUCCCAUACAGCGGAACGCUGUAACAGCCUCUGACAAGACUUGACUGCCAUUGUGCUACACUUCGUUGACAUUACACAGUUUCUUCAGCAAUAAAUUCCGAAUUGGUCAUUGCUAUUCGGGUAACAGCAGGGGGUCAUGCUUUCACAGAUAAAGGCUGUACAUGAAUGGGGAUGAUAAGCCAUGUUGGGGUUUGACAAAUUUGAAAACUGUUGGAAGCUGUACUGCACUUCUGCCUGGUUGAACAAUGUAGCAAAUUCAUACAUGGAAAACAUUAAAAACAACAUCACCCAUGCCAUGGGUGUGUCUUCAGAUAAUGAAAAAGGAGGCACACACAAGGCUUGUGUGGAAAAAUGUAUAUCGUAGCCGAAAAUGUACAACAGAAGUCAGAGGUUUAACUGGAGCAACAGACGUUUCGGACCUAGUCCAUUCUCAAUGUCUCCAGUGUCUUCGGAUGCAACAGAAUCUUGUGUUGUUGUAGAAUAAUAGCUCAAAAGCUCUCUUGCAGACAUGGAUGGGAAUCCAUACUACUUCUAUCUCUGGACAGGGCUGCAUCUGUCUAUUGUACGAUGUGGGCUGCACACACCACAGGGAAACCCAUUGCACUGGAGUUCACAGAUGCCCCGUGAGUGGAUCUAAAAAAUGAUCUUUGGGUGAGGGGCUUUGGGUGGAUAACUGAUGGUCAUUGAUUGUGGCUGUGGCUCUGAAUCAUGAAUAAGCCGUGUCUGGUUAUGAUGAUGAAGCGGUUGCCUUUCUGGUUGGAGGUCCGCUUGUGGGGAGGAGAUGGAGCUCAAUGAUGAAGUCCUGUCCUGUGUGGACCUCUAGGGGGAGGCCUUGAACAAGAACCUGGCAACGAAAAGAAGCUCUGGCUCCUCUACUCUCUCUGACUCUUAAAGAGGAUGUGUGAUUGUGUGUGAUGUGAGAACAUUGUUACAUUUGUAAGGGACAAAAAACAAAUGAGAGGUGUGUUUAAGUGUGUAAAUGUAAAAUGAAAUAUUUAUUUCAUAUUUCUACAAUUUACACAGCAUUACUUGUUGAAUUGUGUUGAACUGAAAUUACUCUUACUGUAUUCUCAUGAAACCUCUUGUAAUUGUAAUUUAUUCUCUCUUUUAUGCAUACUUUUUGAGAGAUACUUUAAAAUAAAAUAUAAUAAAAAUGACUUU
Molecule: messenger RNA, 3608 nt
Organism: Engraulis encrasicolus (European anchovy)
Lineage: Eukaryota; Metazoa; Chordata; Actinopteri; Clupeiformes; Engraulidae
Gene: rnf207a
Product: ring finger protein 207a
Exons: 18
Coding region: 448-2355 (635 amino acids)
Biological process (GO): regulation of heart looping; regulation of cardiac muscle contraction
Cellular component (GO): perinuclear region of cytoplasm
Molecular function (GO): zinc ion binding; Hsp70 protein binding; transmembrane transporter binding
Source: RefSeq, a predicted model, not a curated record